AUGGCCUACUGGUUGGUCGUUCAGAGCAUAAUCUCGCCCCUGAAGCCCUCCGCCUUCGAAUCUUUCAAUCAGGCCUUCUGUCUGCUCCUCACUGCCACCGCCGGAUCUGCUCGGUCGGCGAGUGUUGUGUCCGAAUUCAUGGUACACCCCCUCUUCUUGGUGCUCAGAAAAGCCGUCGUCCAGUGUACCAGUCCAGCCGUCCCCAUUUUGACGCCAUAUUUGAGCGGUUUGGCCAGUUGCCGAAGAUUCUGUGAGAAUGUGGCACGAAAUCUCCACAUAUUUGAUCUCGUAGAUCCGUGUUUAUUACUUUUCGAUCGAAUCUUCCUGCUCAGCGUUUACCAACAGUCGGGCACUGAAAAGAGGCGACUGGAGCUGUGGGCCUGUGUCGGUGAUUAG
Messenger RNA from Dibothriocephalus latus, 396 nucleotides. Lineage: Eukaryota; Metazoa; Platyhelminthes; Cestoda; Diphyllobothriidea; Diphyllobothriidae. The record is from the annotation of a GenBank genome assembly.